AUGAAUCAAUUAGGCAACCUAGCACAACUAUCCAGAAUGUCUUUAGAAAACUUGUCCAUGGACAAUAUUAAGGCUCAAGUACACAACUUACAAAACAAACUGUCCUCACUACGUCCACCACAAGAAUUCUUCAACAUCAAGAAUGUUUCAAAACCAGCAAACUUCUCCGAUUUACAAUCUCGUGUAUCAUAUAACUUAGGUUAUUACUCCUCCAACUAUGCCCUAAUAGUCGGUUGUCUAUCCAUCUACACUCUAUUGACUAACCUCCUACUACUAUUCGUCCUAGUCUUUGUCGUUGCUGGUUUCCUAGGGAUCAACAAAUUGGCAGGCCAAGGUCUUGUGACGCCGUUUGGUUCAUUCAACACUACACAACUAUACACUGGUCUAUUAUGUAUCUCUGUACCAUUAGGAUUUUUGGCUUCUCCAAUCUCUACUUUACUAUGGUUGAUUGGUGCAUCAUGUAUGUCUGUGUUCUCUCAUGCUUCCUUUAUGGAAAAACCAAUUGAGACCAUCUUUGAAGAAGAGACUGUUUGA
Maudiozyma barnettii is the source of this 534-nucleotide messenger RNA. RefSeq names its product Yip3p (gene YIP3). Lineage: Eukaryota; Fungi; Ascomycota; Saccharomycetes; Saccharomycetales; Saccharomycetaceae. Gene Ontology annotation, cellular component: Golgi apparatus. The record is from RefSeq and is a predicted model, not a curated record. The coding region runs from base 1 to 534 and encodes 177 amino acids. The transcript is spliced from 2 exons.